AUAACCAACAUUUUAAUUUAGCAAGUAUUAAAAAACAAUGUGAGAUAUUUCCUGAUAUAUUAAUGUAAGUGGCACGUGUGAAUAACCAACAUUUUAAUUUAGCAAGUUUUAAAAAAACAAUGUGAGAUAGUUCCAGAUAUAUUAAUUUAAGUGGCAAGUGUGAAUUACCAGAAAAGUGUGCGAUUUUGUCCCCAAAACUUUGUACACGGUAAUUUCUAAUCCUUUCCUGUAGAUAUGAUCCGACUCCGAGGUCGCACCAUGGCCAGAUACUGUUGGAUAUUAAAACAAAUCUGGUACUAUUUGGUGAUUUUUUAUCUGGCUUUUACGUGUUUUUACGUAAUAAAUGUCGCAUUUCCAUCGGAUACAGGUACUCCUAGGAGCAAAGCAUCCCAUCAUCGUAAGUCCCGUACCAAACACGACCCGAUUCCCAGACCAGUAACAGUGUUACCAGUCGAAUUGCAGGAACGCGAAGACGACGAUUUUCUCGCCAUCUUUCCCGAUCCCAACUUGCAUCCAAAUCCUCAGCAAAUUCGACUCAAGAAAAGACGUGAACAUCUACUCUUGGAAGCGGACCUUGAACAUAAUCAGCGCAAGCAAUUAGAGCGGGAAUUAAAAAGACAACAAUAUGAACAAGAUCUAAAGAUAUGGAAUCGCAUUAAAUUGGAUGAAGACGUUGUUAAAUAUAAUUUCACAAAAUCCAGGACUAAGAAAAGGGUGGACAUAAUUACCAAAAUACGAUGGCGGUUUCUGAAAGAACAUUCUGUUAGCAUCAAAGACUUUGAAGACCAGAGAAUUCCCAAGAAUAUGCGGGAAUAUUUCCACACGAUCCUAAAGAAAAUGAAUACCGAUCAGUCUUUCGAAUACAAUUACAAAUCCUUUUCAUUCCGACGCCCUUCCUUUGUUUCGGACACGGACAGGAAAAUUUUCCUCAAGCAUACUGAAAACGAAAAUCUAAUACAAGGAGGGCAACCCGGAGACGAGUUCCGUGGAUAUGUGGAUAUUUACAAGAAUGGAAUCAUUUCAGAAAAAUUGGAAUGUGGUACCAAAAGCGUGCGUCGGCGAUAUAUGGAGUACACGACCGAUUCCCACGUCAACGUCCAGAAAAUAGACCAGGUUGUUUGUCCACUGCUCAUACCUGAAUCGAGCACCUUUCAACAUUUCAUCGACGGCGUUCUUCCAAAGAUAAUACAAGCCUACGAUAUCAUUGUUCCUUUUGAUGUGAAAUUCCUUAUCCAAGCCCCGCGAGAUGAAAAUAUUUUAUUUUUGUACGACAGACUUGGCAUUGAAAGGAAUCGUCUUAUAUACCAUAAGAGUGGGAUUUGGCAGGCAAAGGCCGUCGUCGACAUCUGCAAUACGCCAACCAUGCAUCCGUCGCUUUACAAAACUGCACGAAAAGCUUUUGGAUCUUUGGAUAAUUUGACGGUGCCGUUAAGUCAGGCGCAUGUUGUUCUCAUCACAAGAGAAAACGUGGUGAAUUAUGGACGAAGGAUCCUCAACAAAGCUGAAAUAGUCGGUACACUGUACAACCGAUAUGGACAAAAUUUUCAAGUUUUAUCAAAGACCUUGAACGUGCUUGAAACUGUUGCUUUGUUUAAGACUACGAAAAUAAUUAUCGGUGUUCAUGGAGGGGGACUUUAUAACCAAAUAUUUGCUCCAAGUGGCACGACUAUCAUAGAAAUUAUGCCCACAGAAAAAACGGGCGAAGUUUGUAAACGGAGUGGUAAUUUAUCACAUCAGAUAUUUUGGAAUUUAGCAGCCAUGUUGGGACAAAAAUAUUGGCGCAUAAUUGAAGAACCUAAAAUGAAUUGUGAUGUUAAAGUUGACCCUAAAAAAUUAGAGAAGGCAUUGAACAUAAUUGAUGAAAAACAUCGCAAGGAACAAUUAGGCCUACAAAGCUAAAUUGGGUAAGGGUUUGGGUUUGGGUGGGUU
This is a messenger RNA of Patella vulgata (common limpet), 1929 nucleotides long. RefSeq lists its product as uncharacterized. Bases 235 to 1899 code for a protein of 554 amino acids. The record is from RefSeq and is a predicted model, not a curated record. Lineage: Eukaryota; Metazoa; Mollusca; Gastropoda; Patellidae. Gene Ontology annotation, molecular function: glycosyltransferase activity. The transcript has 2 exons.